AUGUCGCAGGAUAAUAGAUAGCCUAAUAUAUAAAACUAGUUAAAGACCAUUUUAAAUGGCAUUAUUUAUGAUUCAAUUUCUAAAACUUUCUUUUCUCCUCUUGAAGUUGUAAGGAUGAGACUUUAAAAUCAAAAUGAAAUGAUUAAAUAAGGAUAUUUAUAGCAAAGAUACAAUGGAAUUAUUAACUGCUCUAAAAGGGUAGUGCAAGAAGAAGGUUUAAAAGCAUUGUGGAAGGGUAAUUUCACUCAUAUAUUGAUUAAUUUAACAAGCAAUACCUUGAGUUUUCCUAUUAACAGUCUAAUAAAAAAAAUAAUUAAUCCAAAGAGAGAAGAUGGAUAAAAAAUGUGGAUUGCUUCUAACUUGGCUGCAGGUCUCUUAGCUGGCUUUCUCUCAAGCAUUUUUUCAUACCCACUUGACUAUGCUAGAACCAAGCUUACAAAUGAUUUCAAUUCUCCUAAAUUUGGAAACUAGAAGUAGUAUAAUGGAUUGAUAGAUGUAUUUAGAAAGACUUUAGCGAGUGAUGGGAUAGUAGGCUUCUAUAGAGGUUAUAUUAUUUCUAAUUUUGGAAUCAUCAUUUACAGGGCAGUUUAUUUUGGUCUUCAUGGUUCAUUUAGGCACUUGGUACCAUAAUAAAAUGUAUUUGCUCAAUUUGGCUACAGCUGGACAGUCACCACUACAGCAGGUAUGGUUUCAUAUACAGUAGAUACAGUUAAAAGGAGAAUGAUGAUGACCUCUGGGCAACCAGUCAAAUAUAGAGGAUCUAUUGAUUGUUUUAGGUAUAUAAUAAAGAAUGAAGGAUUUAAACAUUUAUUUAAUGGAUUUAGUCUCACAUUAAUAAAAUCUAUAACAAGUGCAGGUCUUUUAGUUAUUUACGAUUAAUUUUAAUGA
Messenger RNA from Tetrahymena thermophila SB210, 888 nucleotides. RefSeq names its product ADP/ATP transporter on adenylate translocase. Gene Ontology annotation, biological process: mitochondrial ATP transmembrane transport; mitochondrial ADP transmembrane transport. Lineage: Eukaryota; Ciliophora; Oligohymenophorea; Hymenostomatida; Tetrahymenidae. Gene Ontology annotation, cellular component: mitochondrial inner membrane. The record is from RefSeq and is a predicted model, not a curated record. Gene Ontology annotation, molecular function: ATP:ADP antiporter activity. The transcript has a single exon.